Notechis scutatus (mainland tiger snake) is the source of this 1011-nucleotide messenger RNA. The record is from RefSeq and is a predicted model, not a curated record. Lineage: Eukaryota; Metazoa; Chordata; Lepidosauria; Squamata; Elapidae.
AUGAACGCGAGGAGGAGGACCCGUCGUGGGCCACGGCUGCUGCUGCUGGCGCUGCUGGUGCUGGCGACGCGCCCCGACGGCUCCGGGGCUCAGCGGACGCCGCCGGCUUGGAGGCAGCAGAUCCGCUGGGAGAACCGGGGUCGCCACUACAGCCUCUUCAACAGCGCUGCCCGUUUCUUGCCAGCCCGGGGAGUCGCAGCGGCUCCGGAGCCGCAGACCUUCUACCUGAGCGCCGACGGCGCGUCGUCCGCGGGAAGGAGCGCCGAGGAAGAAGGGUCGGCCACCGGGACGGGGCCGCGGACGGGCCCCGGAGCCGGUGUCAGAGCAGCCGGCGGGGUCGGAGGGGCUGGGCGACGCGACGGAGCGACGACCCGGAGCGACCGCCGGGGGUCUCCUUGGCUCUCCCCGAACAGCGUCUACGACCGUCCCGCCGUCCGGCCGGGCUCAGCCCGACAGAGGUCGGGUUACGGGACCCUCCGCUUCCACCACGACCUGCCAGAUUUGGUCCCCGACCCGUAUUUUCUACAAGCAUCCACCUACAUUGACAAAGUCCAGUUGUAUGCCUUGGAGUGCGCAGCGGAAGAAAACUGCCUUGCGAGAUCCGCUUACCGGCCCGGGGUGAGCAGGAUCAGUUCCCGUGUCCUGCUUCGGUUCCCCCAAAGAGUGAAGAAUCAAGGAACGGUGGACUUCCUCCCAGUGAAGCCGCGACACCAGUGGGAGUGGCACAGCUGUCACCAGCAUUAUCAUAGCAUGGAAGCCUUCAGCAACUAUGACCUUCUGGAUGCCGUCACCCAUGAGAAGGUGGCUGAAGGUCAUAAAGCCAGUUUCUGCCUGGAGGACACUUCUUGCGAUGCCGGGGUCCGUCGACGCUAUGCGUGCACUGCUCAUAUUCAGGGUCUGAGCCCAGGCUGCUACGAUACCUACCAUGCCAAUAUUGACUGCCAGUGGAUUGAUAUUACCGAUGUCCCUCCUGGAAAUUAUAUUCUCAAGGUAAAUCCUCAUCAUCAGUGA